Conger conger (European conger) is the source of this 1807-nucleotide messenger RNA. It is a transcript of the gene rab19, whose product is annotated as ras-related protein Rab-19. The transcript has 5 exons. NCBI's taxonomy places the organism in Eukaryota, Metazoa, Chordata, Actinopteri, Anguilliformes, Congridae. Bases 230 to 934 code for a protein of 234 amino acids. Gene Ontology annotation, cellular component: trans-Golgi network. Gene Ontology annotation, molecular function: GTPase activity; GTP binding. The record is from RefSeq and is a predicted model, not a curated record.
AGCAGCCAUGCACAUUGUUCUCUGUGUCCAGCUCUGCUUGGUGCACUGAUGAGCAUUUGGGGCAGAGAUGACGGGAGAGUUGUGGAUAUGUGUGUGUGUUUAUGAUAUAACGUAGCCAGUACUUUGUUGAAAGAAAGCCCCUUUUUGAAGAUCCGUGUUUUACUGGAGGUUCUCUCCAUGGAGGAUUGUGUGAGAACCUGAAAGGUGUACAGAAACAUCACUUCCCAGAAUGCAGUGGUGCCAGUGGGCGGAGGGUUGGAGGAAGCAGUCUUACCUGCCAGGAAAGUCCACAGGGUCUGGGCAAGACGAUGCCUUCGACUUCCUGUUCAAGAUCAUCCUUAUUGGAGACUCCAACGUGGGAAAAACAUGCGUGGUCCAGAACUUCAAGACUGGGGUCUUUACCGAAAAACAGCAGAACACCAUUGGAGUGGACUUCACUGUUCGGACCUUGGACAUUGAGGGAAAGAAGGUUAAGAUGCAGGUGUGGGACACGGCGGGGCAGGAGCGGUUCCGCACCAUCACCCAGAGCUACUACCGCAGCGCCCACGGCGCCAUGAUCACCUACGACCUGACCCGCCGCGGCACCUUCGACUCCGUCAGGCACUGGAUCCGCGAGGUGCAGCAGUACGGCGCCACCAGCGUGGUGCUCAUACUCAUCGGGAACAAGGCCGACCUGGAGUCCGAGCGGCAGGUGCUUUUCGAGGACGCGUGCAACCUGGCCGAGGAGCGGGGGGUGCUGGCGGCCCUGGAGACGUCCGCCAAGGAGUCCCAGAACGUGGAGGAGGCCUUCAUGCUGAUGGCCCGGGAGCUGAUGGCCAGGAACGGCAUGAUGGUCCAACAUCAGCCGGGGUCCCAUGACCACGUCCUCCUGCGCACCAACUCCCGCCCCAUUAACAGCCCGGGGCCUUCGGAGAAGAAGUCAUGUGACUGCUGAGACGCCGGGGAGGGGAAGGGAGCAGGGGAGAGACCAGGGGUGUGGGGAGCGCUGGCCAGAAUGAGCCCUUCUGUGACUGUCCUGCAGCGGCUGACACUUCACCCUCGCCCGGUGUCGCUGCUUUGACGCAAAAAAUGGCCCAGCCCUCAAGUUGGGCUCCAGUGUGGGUCACGUGACUUUAAGAAUGCAACUGAUAGUGAUAUGAAAGGGGAAAAGAAAGGUGUCAUUCAAAGCCUGCUCGAGUUGUUGCAAUUACAAGAGCAGAAAGUACUGUAAAACUCAGCUCCUUUACCGCAAGUGCAAGCCAUUACUUUUGUGUAUUUUAUUUUAAGCUGUGAACACGGAAACUGCCGCUCCUGUGUUAUUUUAAAGUCACCCCGUGCUUUAAAGGUGACAUUGUCCCUUUGGCUCAAUGCCGUUUUGCCGACUGCACAUGAUCACAGCCCUAGUGACAAGCCGGGUAUCACACACACACAGUAGGAGAAAACGUGGAAUGUGUGUUACUAAGAGCGGCAAGAUGGAAGAAGUCCUCCCACUGACAGGACUAUUGGUUGCAUGUUCCGUUCUGUCUGAACGACUGUUACUCUCUCAGUGCCAGAUGUGUACUUAUGUGUUACGCUUUACUUACUAACAGAAACCGUUUCAAUGCCUUUAUUUUAGACUGGGUGUGGAUUCCUCUCAUAUUCUCUCCCCCCCCCAUUAUUGUAUGCCCUUCGUGAUGAUUUGUGCAGACAGAUUCACAAUAACACUGGAACUGUGUCCAGUCAAAAACAUUUUUUGGUUACACAAUUUUGGUUAUUUAUUUGUGCUGUAGACUACAUCCACAUGGCCAUAUCACAACAUUGUUCAUUUGCAAUAAAUACAUGACAAUGA